AUGUUGAAAACCAAGAAUAUUUUGAUCGGAACAUGCGGUAUCGGAGCUGCUACUAUGUUCUCUUUAAUUGUUGCCAUUGCACACAUUAUCAGUGAAAUACAAAUGAUAGAAAGUGAACUUGAUAUCGAGAUUGAGGCAUUCAAGUUGAAAGCAAGGGAUCUUUGGAAAGAUAUGAUGUCGAUGAACGUUAGUUAUCGCCAACGUCGUCAAUAUCUCAGUGGUGACAGUUCAAAUGUUACUGAACGUCUGAUUCCUGUAGUAGAGAUGAAGAUACUCUGGGCUAAUAAGGGAAGCAGUUCCAAUAAAGGAAGUGGAACCAUAAAGCUAAAUGUUACGCAAAAUGAUCUCACCUGUACGGAAGCAUACAUGGAAGAACUAGGCGUAGAAACUUCAACUUCCACCGGCGAAAAUGUUAAUAAGGAAAAUUUAUGCCCAAUGGGACCACCAGGACCGCAAGGACCAGAUGGUAUGGAUGGCGUAGACGGUAUGGAUGGAGUGGAUGCUCCGGAUGGUCCAGAUAUGUACGAUAUAAGAGCACAAAUACAACAGUACGAAAGUUGUUUUCACUGUCCACCUGGUCCAAUAGGUCAACCUGGUCCACCAGGUCGUCCUGGACCCCGAGGAAUGCGUGGCUCUCGCGGUCGAAACGGUUCAAAUGGUCACGACGGUCAACCAGGUCCUCCAGGACAGAUGGGCGCAGAUGGGCAACCUGGACCCAUGGGUGAGGAAGGACCACAAGGUGAACCGGGUAUCAAUGCAGAGCAAGUUGUUGGAGCUCCAGGUCCAAAGGGCAUCCCAGGUCCCAGUGGUCCGCCUGGUGAGCAAGGUGAUGCAGGUGAACCUGGUCAACCAGGCCUUGAGGGGCCACCCGGAGAACGUGGGCCUGAUGGUGAAAAAGGAGAUGACGGCGAGCAGGGUGAGCCAGGUGAGUUUGGUGAAGAAGGAAUGCCAGGAAGUGACGCGGAAUAUUGCCAAUGUCCCAGUAGAAGCAGAACUUUUAACAGCGAAGGAUAUUCACCUUCUGCAGAAUACAAAUAG
Acanthocheilonema viteae is the source of this 1038-nucleotide messenger RNA. The record is from the annotation of a GenBank genome assembly. Lineage: Eukaryota; Metazoa; Nematoda; Chromadorea; Rhabditida; Onchocercidae.